AUGGCAAACGCAGCUCAAGAACUCCACCCAUCCACCACCGCUGUGGAGAAGGACGACCUGGUGAUACCGAUUAUUGAUUUCGGUCCAUUCUUCUCCGGAACACCAUCCGAUAAGCAUGCCGUCGCACUCUCUAUUACCGAUGCAUUCAAGACAUCCGGGUUUCUAUACCUAAAAGCACAUGGCAUCCCACCCUCCGUAGUGUCCCGUGUGUUCGCCUCCUCAGCUAGCUUCUUCGGAAGACCCCAGAGUCAGAAGGACAGCUUAGGUUGGACGACCCCACGGUCGAACCGUGGUUAUGUGGCUGUCGGGCGGGAGAAGCUAGCUACUCUCGACGAGACGGAAGAGAUCGACACUCGGCGGGGCUCUAUACCCGAUCUCAAAGAGACCAUGGAAAUUGGCCGCGAGGGCAUCGAUGGCCUGCCAAACCAAUGGCCAGAUCAUAUCGAUGACGAAGGCAAGGAUUUCAAAGAGACCAUGCUCUCAUUUUUUGAGUUGUGCAAGAACUUGCACCGACAAAUUAUGAGCGCAAUCGCCCUGGGCAUGAAUCUGCCGGAGCACUUUUUUGACGAAUUCGUGAAUGAAGGAGACAACAACCUGCGUCUGCUACACUACCCUCCUGUACGAAAACAAGCCUUCCAAAAUAACCCGAAUCAGGUUCGUGCCGGGGAACACAGUGACUAUGGGUCCAUUACGUUGCUUUUCCAAGAUCAGCACGGCGGGCUGCAGGUGCGCACCCCCAAAGGAACGUUCGUGGAUGCGACACCUAUCGCCGACACUAUUGUUGUCAAUGCUGGAGACCUGCUGGCGCGUUGGUCCAACGACACCAUUAAAAGUACUCGUCACCGAGUCAUCGAGCCUCCCAGGCCAGCGGGCCAGGACUCUGAGAAUGACCCAUCGGAAACAUACCCGGCACGAUACAGUAUCGCAUACUUCUGCAAUCCCAAUAACAACAAGGUGAUCGAGGCGCUGCCGGGGACUUGGGGAGAUGAUAUCCAGGUGACCAAGAAAUACGCGGAGAUCACCGCUGGAGACUACUUGGUUCAACGCUUGACUGCAACCAUUUGA
This is a messenger RNA of Penicillium cinerascens, 1065 nucleotides long. RefSeq names its product isopenicillin N synthase family dioxygenase. The transcript has 2 exons. Bases 1 to 1065 code for a protein of 354 amino acids. NCBI's taxonomy places the organism in Eukaryota, Fungi, Ascomycota, Eurotiomycetes, Eurotiales, Aspergillaceae. Gene Ontology annotation, molecular function: dioxygenase activity. The record is from RefSeq and is a predicted model, not a curated record.